GCCUUUCACUCAAGGAAAAGAACUUCAUGGCUUAUGAACAAGAAGACCAUCCCAAGCUUCAAUUCCCAUUAGAUUCAGAGUCUUACAAGAUCAUUGAUGAAAUCGGGGUUGGUGUCAGUGCCGUAGUUUACAAAGCCGAAUGUGUUCCCAUGAAUUCAACUAUUGUCGCCAUCAAAGCCAUUGAUCUUGACCAGUCCAAGGCUGAUUUCGACAAAAUUCGACGAGAAACCAAUAUCAUGUCGCUUCUUUCACACCCCAAUAUCCUCAAUGCUCAUUGUUCAUUCACUGUUGACCGACGUCUCUGGGUGGUGAUGCCUUUUAUGUCUGGCGGUUCUUUACAAUCCAUAGUCUCAUCUUCUUUCCCUGAUGGCUUAACAGAGCAAAGCAUUGCCAUUGUUCUUAAAGAAACCCUGAAUGCAUUGUCGUAUCUUCACAACCAGGGGCAUUUGCAUAGAGAUAUAAAGGCUGGUAAUAUUUUGAUGGACUCAAAUGGAAGUGUUAAGCUUGCGGAUUUUGGAGUUUCAGCUUCGAUUUAUGAAUCGAGAUCAGGUUAUGGAUUAGGUUCAUCGACAUCUUCAUCACCGUUGAUGCUCACUGACGUGACUGGAACCCCAUAUUGGAUGGCCCCAGAGGUAAUACACUCGCAUACUGGGUAUAGUUUCAAGGCUGAUAUAUGGUCUUUUGGUAUAACCGCGCUUGAAUUAGCCCAUGGAAGGCCUCCUUUAUCUCAUCUACCUCCUUCAAAGUCUUUGAUCAUGAAGAUUACCAAGCGGUUUAGAUUUUCUGAUUACGAAAAUAGUAGCAAGAAAGGUAAGAGCAAGAAGUUUACCAAGGCUUUUAUGGAUAUGGUUGCUUCCUGUCUUGAUCAAGAUCCAGCGAAGCGACCCUCGGCGAAUAAACUUUUGAAACAUUCAUUUUUUAAGAGUUGCAAAGGUUCGGAGUUUCUUGUUAAGCAUGUGUUGCAUGGAUUGCCUAGUGUUGAAGAAAGGUUCAGGGUAAGCAAGAUUCUUAGAAAGGGUGUUAAUGUCGAAGAAGAUGAUGAAGAUGUUGAUGGGGAAUCAGGGUCUCAGCUUGUUAAACAUAGAAGGAUUAGUGGGUGGAACUUCAAUGAAGAUGGGUUCGAGCUUGACCCUAUAUUCCCUUGUGAGUCACAAAACGAUUCAACUAUGAAACAGGUUCGUUUUGGCGGCGAAACGAUCAUUCCAAAAGGUUCACGUGACUCGGCUGGAUCAGGUAACUCUGGGAGGUCAAAUUUAAAUUCACCAGAGGCUGAGUCAAGUUUGAUUAGUUUGCUAGGGGGAGUUGGGGUAGUGGGAAAUGAUGGGAAUGAGUCUGGAGGUGACAGUACUUUUAAUGCAGAAACAGUAGUGGGUAGGCUGAUGACAUUGAAAAAUAGUGUGGAAGAUCAAAGGCAGAAGGUGACAAAUCUGAUUAACCUGUUUGGAGGGGAAGUAAUCAACAGAGAAGAUCAAUUGUUGCAGUUGAUUGAGAAGCUGAAGUUGGAGUUGGAGAAUGAAAGGCUAAAGAACUUUGAAUUAGAGAUGGAACUAGAGUUGCUCAAAAUUCAGAUUUCUAGUGCAUCGAACACUGAUGAAAACGCUUGAAGUUUAGCCAACUAUUAUAUUUGGGAGUUGGUUGAAGACUUGAGACAUUCCGGUGAAAUCUCAGUGUAAUGUUAUGCUGUUUUCUUGCCUAUUGGAACCUGUUUUUGUUCUUUGGUUCCUGUUAGUGUAUUACAUAUCAGAUGUGAAGAUUUGUUCUUUAAUAAGAUAGUUGGGAAUUAGGGACAUUUCAAACAGGCCUAACCUGAUUGCAUCUAAUGGAAGAAAAUGGGAAGAUUGCAGGAUAAUUUUUGACAUUAAUUAGUCAUAAUUCUACUUUGUUUGAUGCCUUGGAACGAACUAA
Durio zibethinus is the source of this 1905-nucleotide messenger RNA. The record is from RefSeq and is a predicted model, not a curated record. NCBI's taxonomy places the organism in Eukaryota, Viridiplantae, Streptophyta, Magnoliopsida, Malvales, Malvaceae.